Messenger RNA from Symbiodinium sp. CCMP2592, 5862 nucleotides. Lineage: Eukaryota; Dinophyceae; Suessiales; Symbiodiniaceae. The record is from the annotation of a GenBank genome assembly.
AUGCCGCAGUUCUCAGUGGAGCAGGUGCGCGCCAUCAUGGACAAGAGUGAGAGCAUCCGCUCCAUGAGUGUCAUCGCCCAUGUGGACCAUGGAAAGACGACUCUUGCGGACUCCUUGCUGUCCAGAGCGGGCAUCAUCGCAAGCAAGUCAGCUGGUGAUGCCAAGUUCAUGCAGGGGAGGAAGGAUGAGCAGGAGCGCGGUGUGACGAUCAAGAGCACUGGAGUCACCCUAUUCUUCGAGCACGAUUGUGAAGACGGGGCAGGGCCCCAGCCACACCUCAUCAAUCUGAUUGACUCCCCGGGUCAUGUGGACUUCUCCUCGGAAGUGACCGCGGCGCUGCGCAUCACCGACGGGGCCAUUGUGGUCGUGGAUUGCAUUGAGGGCUGCGCUGUCCAGACGGAGACGGUUCUCCGACAGGCGCUGCAAGAACGGGUGAAGCCAUGCCUUUUCGUCAACAAGGUGGACCGCUGUAUCUUGGAGAUGCAGAUGGAUGUUGAGGAGAUCUACUGUCGAUUCCGAAGCGCCAUCGAGAACGUGAAUGUCAUCAUCGCGACUUACAGCGAUCCUUCCAUGGGAAGCUUGCAGAUGGACCCUGCGAUCGGAAACGUGGCCUUCGGCAGUGGUCUGCACGGCUGGGGCUUCAGCAUCGAGCGCUUCGCCAAGAUCUAUGCGCAGAAGAUGGGCGUGAACAAGGCGAGGAUGAUGGAGCAUCUUUGGGGCGACUGGUACUACUAUCCCAUGCGGAAAGUCUGGACCACGUCACAGCCGGAAGAUCUGAAGGAGCCCCUGCAGCGGGCCUUCUGCCAGUACAUCAUGGGACCUAUCAAUCAGCUGAUUCGUGCCAUCAUGGACCAGGACACCGACAAGUACGAAAAGAUGAUGGAGUCCCUAGGCAUCGUGCUGAAAGGUGAGGACCGGGAGCUAAAAGGAAAGCCGCUCAUGAAGCAUGUGAUGCAGACCUGGAUCAAUGCAGCCGACUCUCUGCUUGGCAUGAUCGUCACACAGCUCCCGUCGCCGAAGGUGGCGCAGCGCUACCGAGUAGAGACCUUGUACGAGGGCCCGAUGGAUGACGCAGCGGCGAACGGCAUCCGGACAUGCGAUCCGGCAGCUCCACUGAUGCUCUACGUAUCCAAGAUGGUCCCUGCCGCGGACAAGAGCCGAUUCUACGCCUUCGGCCGUGUCUUCUCUGGCACCGUGGCCUCAGGGCAGAAGGUGCGAAUUCAGGGCUCGCACUACAAGCCCGGCUCGAAGGAGGACCUGCACGUGAAGAACAUACAGCGCACAGUGCUGAUGAUGGGCCGGACGACGGAAGCCAUCGCGGACGUGCCCUGUGGCAACACCGUGGCGCUGGUAGGCGUGGACCAGUACAUCCUCAAGUCCGGUACCAUCACCACCCUGGAAGAUGCACACAACUUCGCCGACAUGAAGUACAGCGUAUCUCCGGUGGUGAAGGUGGCAGUGAAGGCCAAGGACUCUAGGGAUCUGCCGAAGCUGGUCCAGGGGCUCAAGAAGCUUUCGAAUUCUGACCAGAUGGUUGUGUGCUCCGUCGACGAGAGCGGCGAGCAUGUGAUCGCGGGCUGUGGUGAGCUGCACGUAGAGAUCUGCCUCAAAGACCUUCGAGAGGAGUUUGCUCAGUGCGACUUCACCGUGUCAGACCCCGUCGUCUCGUACCGGGAAACGGUGUCAGCCCCUUCCAAGCAGGUGUGCCUGGCGAAGUCGCCCAAUCGGCUCAACCGCUUGUACGUUGCAGCGGAACCCUUGGCCGAAGAAGUGGUGCGGGCCGUGGAGGACGGCACAGCCGGGCCAUACGCGGAUGCGAAGGAGAGGACCAAGAUCUUGACCCAGUUCGGUUGGGACAAGCAGGUGGCUCAGUCCAAGAUCUGGUGCUAUGGUCCCUCUGGCGACGGCCCCAACAUCUUCGUGGACACCACGAUAGCCGCGCAGUACCUGGGCGAAGUGAAAGAUCAUGUCGUGAAUGCUGUUCAGUGGGUCACGAAAGAGGGUCCCCUGUGUGAAGAGAGCCUGCGGGGAGUCCGCUUCAACCUCUCGGAGGUCCUCCUCCACCCCGACAAGGUCCACCGUGGCGCCGGACAGAUCAUGCCGGCCACGAGGCGCUGCUGCUUUGCCUCAGAGUUGACCGCUUCACCGACGCUGCAAGAGCCGGUCUUCUUGGUGGAGAUCACGACCCCGAAGGAUGCCCUGAGCGGUGUCUACAGCUGCAUGUCUCUUCGGCGAGGCUGCAUCUUCGAGGAGAAUCCACGCGAGGGCACGCCACUGGUCCAAGUGAAGGCUUAUCUGCCGGUGUCGGAAUCGUUUGGCUUCGUCGCCGCGCUGCGCCAGGCGACCAGCGGCCAGGCAUUCCCACAGUCUGUCUUCGACCACUGGGAGAGCCUGCCAGGCAACUGCCUUGAGAAGGGCAGUAAGAUGGAGGAGCUCGUCCUGGGCAUCCGUAAGCGGAAGAGCCUGAAGGUGGAGAUGCCGUCCUUGACGGACUACCUUGACAAGCUGGACAAGUCUGGGCAGCAGAGCUUGAAGAAGGAAAAGGAGGCGAGCAAGACAGGCUCGGCGAAGGAGCAGUCGAGGGGGACUUCUUCAAUAUCAGAAUCGGACACGCAGAGGGCCGACGGCGACGGCGAGCCCAGUCCCGCGACGGCUCAGAAGGCGAUCGCGGGCGCGGGAGCAUCCUCGCAGAGCCCCAGGGCGAAGUCGCCGAAGGGGGCAGCGGAGGAAGACGCCUCGGGCAAGAAGUCUUCGCAGCCAGAGCCUUCGAGGAGCGGUUCGCCGAAGCUGCGGCAGCAGCAAUCAAAUGGGGGCAUCGGAAAGGCCAAGACAAGCGCCGACGAAGCCUCCGCCCCUUCGCACAGCCCAAGGGACAAGUCUGGGCAGCAGAGCUUGAAGAAGGAAAAGGAGGCGAGCAAGACGGGCUCGGCGCAGGAGCCGUCGAGGGGGACUUCUUCAAUAUCCGAAUCGGACACGCAGAGGGGCGACGGCGACGGCGAACCCAUUACCGCGACGCCUCGGAAGGCGAUCGCGGGCGCGGGAGCAUCCUCGCAGAGCCCCAGGGCGAAGUCGCCGAAGCGGGCAGCCGAGGAAGACGCAGAGCCUUCGAGGACAGACGUACCAAUACACACAGGUCCAAGCGAAGUAUCGCCGAGGGGUGCUGCCAGCAGAUCCGCAGAUCCCGAGGAUGCCGGCAGGACUGAGACCGGAGGGAUGAGCAGUGUGCCGCGGGCGGGUCCAGCUGCAAAGAGGGUCCCGUCUCCAAAGCUACGAAGCGCGGAAAGCAAAGAUGAUGCUGGGAGGGCCAAGUCGCCAAAGUGGGACUUCAAGAAGGGGGACGACCCCAGCAAGAAGACCUCGCAAGAGUCCGCGAGGAGCCCUUCGCCAAAGGCAGAGAAGCCGCAAGCCACUGUGGAGUCCGGCUCCAAAGCAGCCAAGCCUCGAGCGGACGAAGCUUCCACGCCGCCACAAAGCCCAAGGGACAAGUCUGCAAAGUGGAGCUUCAAGAAGGGAGACGAUCCUAGCAAGAUGGGUUCUGCAAAGGAGUCAACGAGGAGCCCUCCUCCGUCGUCAGAUGCGCAGCGACGCAGCGACGAACCGAGUAGCGCGAAAGCUGCAGCGUCUGCAAGCGAAGGAACGCCCCCGCAAAGUCCGAGGGCCAAGUCGCCAAAGUGGGACUUCAAGAAGGGGGACGACCCCAGCAAGAAGACCUCGCAAGAGUCCGCGAGGAGCCCUUCGCCAAAGGCAGAGAAGCCGCAAGCCACUGUGGAGUCCGGCUCCAAAGCAGCCAAGCCUCGAGCGGACGAAGCUUCCACGCCGCCACAAAGCCCAAGGGAAAAGCCAUCGAAGUGGAGCUUCAAAGCGCGAAGUGAUCCAGAGCAAGGUGCCAGGACUUCGGCACGUUCCCCGUCACUUGAUACGUCGGGACAAGAGCCUCGCAGUGGUGCUCGAAGCAGGAGUCCGUCCGAAAGUUCCAGGUCGGCAGCAAGCAGCAGCAGGAGUGCGGCUGCGAAGUGGAACAAGUACACCACGCUCACGCGUGCUCUCAGCAGGAGUUCUUCAAAUCUCGACAGCCCCCGAGGACCCGCGAGGGACAAAUGGAACUUUGCAGAGCGAGUCCUCAGGUCCCGAAGCCCUUCUGCAGGAGCCGAGGAGCGCAGGCAGAGGCGCUCGACGCUACUCGAUGCCUGCGUUGGGGAGGCAGAGGAGGCGAGCGGGCAGAAGCCGGCUCCUGACGCACCUCUGUCGGCAGACUCCCUCGCACGGUACUUCCAGGCGAAACGAGAUGCCGAACGAACACCUCAGAACUUAUCUGACGCCGGAAGUGCGCAAGAGGAGCUCGAGCGCGUGCCGCGCUUUGGCUCGGAGGGAAGCUCCGAGGAUGGCGCAGCUGGCAGCCCUGCACCACUGCAGCUUCUCCAGGCAGAUCUCAAGAACAUGAAAGUCUCUGAGUUGAGAGAUCGCGCUGCCACCUACGGUUGUGCCGACGACACGAUGCGGGCCGCGCUGGACAGCCAAAAUCCCAAGUCGGCGCUUGCAGAGCUCAUCUUGGAUGUGGCAAGGGAUGCCAGCGAUGCUCUCAUGGAGAUGAGCCUGCCUGAGCUGAAGCAGCAUGCGCAAGAGAUGGGCGUCACAGAGGCCCAGAUCGCCAGUGCCGAGAAGAGCAAGAAUCCGAAGGUGGCUCUCAUCAUGGCGAUCUUCGGGAGCAAUCGCGAUCAAGAAACACAGCUCCUGGCAGAAACGGCUCCUGGAGAGGUCUCCUUCGAUGUUGGCCAGACCACCCUGCAGUCGGUGGAGGCACAUGCAUUGGAAUUGCGGCGCAAGGAUUUGAGCCAAGAGCCGGGUCCUCAUCAGCUCGGCCCUGGUGCAUUCGGGCUGGUCUGGUGGUAUCUGAACGCUGAGGAAGAGGAGCGGCUGGGUGGAGAUGCUCUCCAGUCGCCGGCAUCGCCAGAGGCCGCAAAGGCCUUGCCGCCCGUGCCCAGCUCUCAGGGGCGCCUGCCAGAGGUGAAAUUCGAAGACGCAGCGUCUUCGCCUUCGCACCUCCUACCGUGGACGGCUCUCCACGCCCCACUGAAGCAGGGCCACAGGACAAAGCUUGCAGCUCAGGCCGUGGUGUCGGCCCAACCUGGCGUGCAGGACGAGGAGCCAGAGGCCGGCAUUGGGGAAGUCUCCCUGAUCCAGGCUCUGCAUUUGGUCCACUGGUGUUGGGCGCACCCUCAUUCUGAAAUGGCUGCGUCAUCCUUGGUGCCCAUGCUUCUCCUUGGAAAUGAGGGCAAAGUGGAGCUUGACUGGGCAUUGAUGCUGCUGGCCUUGCACAUGUGGCGGCGGGCCUCUGCCGCGGCAGAUCGAAAGGAGUUUCUGGUAGACAAUGAGAUGCUGCAGGCACCAACGUCAGGUUUGAGCUACUUCUUCUCGAAGAGCUUGGACGAUGUCGAUGCCGGAAAGACUGCCAUGUGGGGUCAGGUGGUGGUUGGCAAGAGACAUGGCGAGUGGGUAAAGGUUGGCCAUUGCUGCUACCUCCCGACCUCGCUGAACGGAGUUCAGGUGCUCCGGGAGGACUUUGACCCUUCCGAAGUAUCUGGUGUGCGGGCACGAUGGAGGCGGCCGGCGUUGGAGGUGGAUGAGCAGCAAGGCCGCAAUGAUAUUGUCGACCUGACGAAAGACUUGAAGAAGGCGCUCCAGCGAUCGGUGGUGCAGCGCCGGGAUCUGGAUGCCUCUAUGAGCGAGCGUGCAGAGGACACUCAGCUGGAGCUGGAAGCUGCGGCAGAGAGAGCUGCCCUGGAGGUUCUGCUGCGGCUGCGGCUGGCAACAGAGGUGAUGCAAUGCAGGCUGGUCAAAUUGAUGACAGGAAGCAGCUUAUAG